GUUAGUUUAAGCGGAUGGUGAUUUGAUUAUUUAUAUCUGGGGCUAGUGUUUUAUUCCGAAUAAAACGAUUUCUUAAUUAACUACUAUUUUUUUGAUCGUCUGUUGGCUUGCAUCUAUCAGCCUUUCGGGUCGCCAGCCUUUAGCUGGGACGUUCAGGGAAACAUUUUAUAAUUUGGACACUUAUUAACUGACUUAUGAGUACAGUAUGACGUUAUGUUUUCCUACUCCUAGUCCAAAUAAUUAAGUACGGACUUCUUACGUGUAUUGAUUGAUUGAUUUACUUACAUGUAUGUUAAUAAGCUGACCAUGUCAAAGAACGAUGAAUAUUCUUACUGACUUCCCAUAUCUAAUUCCACAAGAACCUGAUGGGUUUCACUACAAUGGCUACAUCAGCAUAAAGAACAAGCUAUUUCGUCUGGAAGUAAAGCUACCAUCAAGUGGGAACUUGCAGGAUGGCCAAGUGAACUGUGAUUGGAAAUUGCGACAAGUUCUUGGGAACUUUUCAUCAAUAUUAAAACAGAGACUGCAGCAGUGUGAUACACUUCAUUCCUUCCUCAAGGAGCUUCAAAGUGUGGCAGAGCGUCAGUUGGAAAAAGAGACGGGAUUUGAAGAGUCAUCGUCACAGCUAUGCCGCCAGCUCAUUACAGACAUUGAGGAUCUGGGAUGGGAAAAGUUAGCCUAUGUGGAUGACGAUUUCCAAGAAAUUCAUCUGGCUUACACUGAUUCAGAUGGCCGUACACACGUGCUGAAAUUAUACAUAAACAAGCAGUAUCCCCAUGAAGCUCCUAAAUAUUCUGUCCAGCUUCCUGUCAAGUUUGAGCUCCAUUGGUCAGGGGCAAGGGGGCUGACUCCUUCCUACCAGCAUUUUGUGUGUGCAGUCCAGUCUUAUCAAGAGUUCUGGUCCUUGGUUGGUGAACUUGAUUCAAACACUUGGGUCUUGGAGCCAGAAAAGCCAGCUUUCUCAGCAAGACACAGGAGAAUAGCUAUAGACUCGAGCGUUUCUGUCCAAAUCACAGUUGACCCAGUCAAUCCUCGGGCUCUACCAGACUGCAAGUUUCUAGGCUCUGACCAUGCAAUUGCACCAUUAAGGCAAAGUAUGAAUAACAAUAUUUCAGAUUGGGAUGAGAAUGGAAGCUUGUUAAAGAACUUGGAGCACCUACUUGAUGUUAAAUUUCCAUCCCCAUCCACACACAGCAAAGAGGAGUUCAGUGCAGAGUGUGGUAUUUGCUAUGCAUACAGACUGGAGGAUGAGAUUCCAGAUGAGGUCUGUAAUGAUGCUAGAUGCCAUCAGCCCUUCCACAGGGCUUGCCUUGUAGAGUGGCUGAGAGCUCUCCCAUCCAGCAGACAAAGUUUCAACACCAUCUUUGGCUCCUGUCCUUACUGUGAAAAGGCAAUGACAGUGAAGCUUAUUGCAAGAUGACUUCAACACAUGUACCAUUAUUGCUAAUAACAGGAACUCAGCCAUAAAAGCGUUAGAACAUUUAGUAAAGAAAUGUUGCUUGUUAAUAGCAUCACUGUGAAAUGUCAGCUCAUAGUGUCACUGUUGUGUUCAACACUGAAGAGUCUUUGAGGAUUAAAAUAAUUGUUUUUGUAAGCUUACUAAUGAUAAUGCAAGCCUUAAAACUUAGCAACCAGUGAACAUAUCUAAAACCAAUUAGAACAUUUUAUCAGUGAAUAUGUGAACUAUAAAAGACUUCAUCAUUAGUUCUAGUGUUCUUUUUUAUUUGGAAGAAAGUUGUUGUUUAUUAAUUACAUUCACUUCAAAAUUGCUAAAAAUAUUCAGUAGUUGUUCGUUUGCUUCAUAAGAGCAAUUAAAUAACCAUAUAACACCUUCUUAUUUGAAAUAAAUACUCUUACUUUUAUCUCUACUUUUUGGUUAUUUGUCACUUGAAAGCCUGCUUAAGUAUAAAUGGAAAAUGAAGAACAUUGCUGAAUGUAAUGAUGUUGUUUGAAGUGUCAGCGAACAUUUUCAUUGACAUUGUUUUAUCUUGUUAACUUUCUAAAUAACGUGUUUGUCCAUGUAUAAAAACAUGACACUGUUAAGCAUGUUAAUUGUGUAAAACAUCUCCUACAUUGUGUUCAACAAUAAAGAUGUGUUUAAAUUA
This is a messenger RNA of Mya arenaria, 2105 nucleotides long. Its product is annotated as E3 ubiquitin-protein ligase FANCL-like. Gene Ontology annotation, cellular component: nucleus; Fanconi anaemia nuclear complex. Bases 320 to 1420 code for a protein of 366 amino acids. The transcript is spliced from 13 exons. Gene Ontology annotation, molecular function: ubiquitin protein ligase activity. Lineage: Eukaryota; Metazoa; Mollusca; Bivalvia; Myida; Myidae. The record is from RefSeq and is a predicted model, not a curated record. Gene Ontology annotation, biological process: protein monoubiquitination; interstrand cross-link repair.